Magnusiomyces paraingens is the source of this 9168-nucleotide messenger RNA. RefSeq lists its product as uncharacterized. Gene Ontology annotation, cellular component: Set3 complex. Lineage: Eukaryota; Fungi; Ascomycota; Dipodascomycetes; Dipodascales; Dipodascaceae. The record is from RefSeq and is a predicted model, not a curated record. Gene Ontology annotation, biological process: regulation of transcription by RNA polymerase II. The transcript is spliced from 3 exons. Bases 1 to 9168 code for a protein of 3055 amino acids.
AUGCCUCCAGCACAGACCUCCAAGCAAUCUUCAUCUUCAAAUACAAGCGACAACCACCAGCAAACUUCCCAUUCAAUUUCUAAUACUAGUUUUACAAAUCAAGCUCAUUUUGUACCAUCGUACCAUGACCAAAUAUCUCGCGAAAAUAGACGCCAUUUAAUUCAAAACCAACCCAGAAUGAAAGAACGCGAUCGCCGUGAACGCGAACAUCAAGAUUACAAGCGUCGUCGAAAUGGCCCGCCAAAAGAUUUAUAUAGACGAGAUUUAUCUCCACCGUAUUCAAGAAGAGACAACCAGUACCCUUACUCAUCAUCUUCUUCAUACGGCCACGAUUACCCCCCUAGACCUUCCGGCUCUCACUACUCUGGCACUUCAGGCCCCAGUCGCCACCCGUCAGCUUAUAAUGACCCUCCUUACCCUCUUCGGUACUCAGACCGCCAGUAUUCUUCUUCUGCAGCUUCCUCUUCUUCGGCUUUCCCGCCACCCUCAGACAGACGCAGCAACAAUGACUACCCACCUUCCCAUUUUUCCUCUGCAAAAUCUUCAUGGCAACAACGCAGCCAUCCCUCUCUUCCACCAGCACCUCUCCAGUCUUCAGCAAGCUCCUCAUCUAUUAUAUCAUCAUCAUCCUCUUUUUCUUCUUCUCCCUCCAUGGGCCUACCGGUAGGAGCUGGCUCCUCGGCCCUCCCCUCGUCGUCGUCAUCAUCAUCAUCAUCUGCCGCCGCUGCAGUUGCAGCUGCUGCCUCUGCUUCAGCAGCGGCUGCUUCUGCUGCUUCCAUGGCUACCGGACCUUCGUCCUCGUCUUCUCACAUUGCCCGCUCUUCUUCCACAAACUCUAUUUACGAUGAUCACCACCGUGACUACCCUCCUUCAAAGUUUGGUCUUGACCGUGACCGUGAUCAUCUUCGUGAUCGUGACCGUGACCGUGACCGUGACCGCGAUAGAGAUAGAGACCGCGACCGUGAUCAUAUCCGUGACCGCAGACCUAUUGGAGGUGACCGCGAUAGAGACCGUGACCGUGACCGCGAUGGCCUCUCUUCAGGAUCCUCUUGGUACCCUGACCCAGAGUUUUCAGCUCGUCGUAGUGACUGGGACUACGACAGCAGACGACGGGUUUCAGAUGACAAGCGCAGUAAAUGGGGUGCAAAUAUAGGAAUGGGCAGCAUUAAUAGCAGCAACAACAAUAACAACAACAACAACAUUAACAAUAACAAUAACAAUAACAAUGGCAACAACAACACCAACAACAACAACACUGGUGGCGAACACUCUCUUCCUCAUAAACCUCCACCACUAUCAUCAUCCAACUCAUCGUCAUCGGCCAUUGGCUCUGGAAGCUUUUCUGGACCUUCUGGCUUUUCAGAUUCGUUCCAUUCAUCAGCUCCAUACUCUUCUCGUGUUUCUUGGGACCGCUGGGAACAAGAGCGUGAUAGCCGUGAUUACAUACGUGACCGACGUGAUAGAGACCUUUCGGAGCGUGAACGUGACCGUGACCGCGAACGCGACAAGGAAAGAGAAAGAUUAAAAUUUUCUUCUAAUGUCAACAACUCGUCUUCAUCUUCCAACCAAGCAAACUCAUCUUCUCUUCAAUCUUCUACCACGCCAACUCGAAGUUCAACUGGUGCUGUAGCCUCAACUCCUUCUUUAACCGCCCAAACAAACGGAAAUAGUCCCAUGUCGACCUCAUCAUCUUCAACUAGCGCAACUUCAGCUUACCCAGAUAGGGACCGUGACUUACGACUACGAGACCAUGAUCGUGACCGCGACCGCGACCGCGACCGUGACCGCGACCGUGAACGAGAUAGAGAAAGUGAUAGGGAUCGGGUACGUGACCGUGAGCGUGAUUUUUCCAUUAGAGAAAGAGAACGAGAUCGUGACCGUGAGAGGGAUCGUGACCGCCAUGACCGCUUUGAUCGCCUGGACCGUUCUUCAUGGUGGGAAUCUAGAGAUCGCUAUGAGCGUGACAGAUAUUCUCGUGGCCCGAUCUCCAGAGACUCAUAUACACCAUCUAUUAAUGACUCACGUCUUUCUUCCUCUCAUGAUUACAUACGUGACAAGUCUUUAGACUCUGGACCGCCGGGAUAUCCAUCGCGACCAAAGGAACCAGGAAGUGGCAGCAUGCCUGAGCGAUCACUCAAGCCUUACCGCAACGAUGCACAUGACAGGGCAGCAGGUGGAUUCAGCUACCGCCCAACUAGACCCCUUUUCUUAGAUGCUUCUAACACAAUGCGCAAAGCAGUUUCAGAAUCCAGUGCGUCACUUUCGGAAGGAAUAUUUACCACUACAGCCCCUCCCACUUCUACUAAUAAUAACGUCAACGCUACUACUUCUACUACCACUACCACUACCACUACCACUACCACUACUACUAGUAAUAGUAAUAGUAAUAGCAGCAACAAUAGCAACAAUAGCAACAAUAGCAACAAUAGCAACAACAGCAACAACAUCAACAACAGCAGCAACAGCAGCAACAGCAGCAACAGCAGCAACAGCAGCAACAGCAGCAACAGCAGCAACAGCAGCAACAGCAGCAACAGCAGCAACAGCAGCAACAGCAGCAACAGCAGCAACAGCAGCACCUCCAUCAACACUACCGAUACUAACAACAAUACCAACAAUACCAGCAAUACCAGCAAUAUCAACAACACUAGCAAUACUCCCAACACAUCUUUAAAUGUUGAUAAUAGCAUUAAACCUCUACGUAGCGAAUCAGUCGAACCAGGAAGUACUAACCCCUUGGCCACAGGUACCGGCAAAAACCCAAAGGGUGAAAAACAAUCAAAUGACGAUGACUUAUUCCCUCACCUUCUUGAAGAAACAACUACAGACUCAAAAUCCAAGGCUGAAAUUACAGCAAAGCUCAAUUCGGCACGUUCUGGAAAAUCCACUCCUUCUAUUUUGCCUGGAGCUGUUACGCCCAAAACUCCAUUGUCUAUAACAAAAAAGCUCGACUCUCCUCCUCCACCAAAAUCUCCCAUGCUCAGUCCACAUGAAUCUUCUGCCAAACGAGAAUCAACCAAACCAGUUACAGCUUCCAGUAAAGUCAUGACUCGGCACUCUUCUACUCCAGCAACCAUUGGGAAAAACACAUAUAAAUCAUCUCCGCUUGAUAAAAAGCCUGCGAAAACAGACCAGCCUAAAUCUUUUUUCGGAAACAAUACUUCAGAACAUUCUUCCAAAACAUCUCCAUCAAAAGAUAUUACACCAUCAUCAGCGACAAUGAAAUCUAGUUCGCCAGCACCUGACCAAUCAACCAACUCAGAACUUGCUGAUAAAGUCUCUUCAUCUAAGCACUGGUCACCAAUCCCAUCAACUGAAACCCAUGUAAAAAAGAAAGAGGAUAUACGACCGAAUAAGUCUUUGGAAUUUGAGAAAGAGAGUGAUAAGAAGCUUAUUGUUCUGAACAGUAGUGACACCAGUAAAGAGGAGCCGAAAAAUUCUUUGGAAUCUAGUAGGAUUUUAGAUAAAUCAAUACCAGCUACAGAGUUUAAAGUUUUGGAGACCCAGACUAAGGAAAAGAAAACUAAAGAGGAGCCAAAGACUGAAUCUGAGGUUGAAUCUAAGCCUGGUUCUAAAGUUGAAUCUAAGAUUGAGUCUAAGGUAGCGUCCAAGACAGAACUCAAAGAAAAGGAAACUGAGCGUGAGAAGUUUGCAAUCACUGAACUUAAAGAAGUUGAGUCUAAAUCUGAGCACCAAAAGACUAAGGAAAAUGAAACUAAGACGACUGAGAACAAAAAUAUUUCAUCUGAAUCUCAGCUUGCUGAAGCUAUUGAAUCCAAAGAAUCCUCUACUGAUUUGAAAAAGCCCCCUCCUAUUCUACCUUCAAAACAAUCGUCUGUUUCUGAAAAACAAAAACUACUAGUCAAGGAUGCCGAACAUAAACCAAUUUCCAAUACUCCUCCAACAGCUCCAGCUGCUUUUAAAAAGUCUCUCAUUACUUCUGCUUCAUCAUCACUCUCUUUGAUUGACAAGCCGAAAGCUGCAGUCAAAUCCACUUUGAGUUCUCCACCAUCAAAACCCAAAGUUUCGCCGGAAAUUUCUUUUGAGAAGCAUUCUGUUCAGGAUGAAGAUGUUGUCAUGGAUGAUGUUAGCAUACAACCUCCAACACUUUUAGUUCAAACGAAGUCAUCGUUACCGCCAAAACCUGAACCACACAAGGAGGAAUCUACAGAUCCUCUUCUACAAUUGCCAGUAGCUAAAAAGUCACAAUUACCGGUGGAUGUUCUUCCAGUAAAUGUUGAAAAGUCCAAGUCAAUGGAGCCCAAAACAGCUCUUCCAGCUGUCAAACUUUCUCAACAGACCAAACCUGAAUCUGGGGAAUCCUCUAGCCAACAGCCUUCUUUUGAGACAACUAAAAAGUCAGCAGAGGUAGUUUCGCAGAGUGUUUCAUCAUCAAUAGAGGCAACAAUGGAAGUUACAGCAAAGUCUGCUGAAAAGCAGCUCCCUACUGGCCCUGCUGCUUUUACAAAGUCUGGCGAACCAGUUAAAUCAGUUUCAUCGCAAACGUUGAAUUUUCAACAGCAGGCUGCAAACAAACCUAGAAAGAUCAUUCCAAGCGCAGUUAAAACUGCAACUAAGACUACCAUUCCAGAGGCGGAACCCAAACCUUUAGAGUUGAACUCUGAAAAACUACCCAAGAGUGUUGAAACUGAAACGUCGGUAAUUCCCUCUGUUUCACCCCAGCAAGUCAAAACUGCCGAAAAGAACUUGGUUAAGGAAGUUGCACAUGUUCAAAAGGUUCAAAGAGAAGAAUCACCUAAGCUUGUUGAAGAGGCUGAGGUGACUAAGGUCGACGAAAUCAAAGAAGAAAAGCCUGAGGAAGAUGAGCUUCCGCUUAUGUUCCCCUUGAAUCGUCUUGAGCAGGGGAUCUACGACCUUCAACAAAUUCCUCAUGAUGAAUUUGUCAAAGACAUGAAGUACCUCACAAAGUCGCCAAUCAAGUCACUUAAUUCCUACCCAUUCUAUUACCGUAACAUUGCAAUGAACAAUGCUACAGUCAAGCCAAUUCUUAAGGAAACAAUUUCUCACCAUCGCCAUGAUCUUUAUGAAAAUAGCAAGGCUUACAAAAAACAGUUUGAUGACAUCAAGUCUGCGUGGCUCAAGUAUUGCGAUUACAUGGACCGCAGUCAAAACAUUAAGGUUUCUCAGCAAACUACUCCUACUCUUGCUCAACGGGAAUUACCUUCUGUUGGUGGCAGUAGCUCUACCGGUCCACCAAGUAGCGGGGGCAGUGGGCGUCGUGGUCGUAACCAUUAUGGUGAUUCUGUCCGCAGCGAGGCCGAGUUUUUGGAGAUAUUGGCCAACUUUGAGCGUGAAAGUGCUAGAGACCCUUCAGUACGGUCUAGCCUCACUUCGGCCCAUGUCCCCAACAUGAUUUAUGACCCUGUUGUUCGUGAUGAGGUUCGCUACAUGGAUUCCAACAAUUUUGUGGAAGACAAGUCGAUUCCAUAUCACCGACUUAUUACCGAUAACAUUGACAACUUUUCUCCUGAGGAACAUGAGGCCUUUUGCGAAGCAUAUACAAUAUAUCCUAAGCAAUUUGGUCGCAUUGCAAAGGCCAUGGGUGGAAAGCGGUCAUUUAACGAUUGCGUUCUUCAUUAUUAUCAGACGAAAAAGCAGGUUGAUUACAAAACUAUGCUUCUUAAUAAAAAUAGAAGAACUACUCGCAAGGGUCGUAAGAAACAGCAAAAGGAGAAACAACAGAGACAGGAAGCAGCAGCAGCAGCGGCAGCAGCAGCAGCUGCGGCGGUCACAGUGGCUCCUGCAACACCUACUGUACCCACGCCUGCUACAGCUACUCCAGCAUCUGUGCCCCCAUCAAUUGCAGGAUCUACUCAUUCCUCAACUCCUGGUACAGCUACUACUUCACCUGCACUUCCAAACGGCAGUCUUGAGCUCCGAACAGCCACUAUUCCAGACUUGAUUGUACCACCUAUACAGAAUGUUAUUGAUACUUCAGCAGUUGGCACCCCAGAGUCUGGUACACCUUCAGUGAUAGUUGUGAUUCCAUCGGGGGGUGCUACCACUGCUACACCUUCGAUGCCUUCUGGCGUUUCUGGCAAGCGGAAAACUCCUGAGGAUGAUGCACGCGCCGAUGCCAAAGCAACUAAGAAGCCUCGUGGAACCAAGAGUAGUCGCAGCACGCGGUCACGCGACAAGAAAAAGGCAGAGGAAGAACUUGCCUCUGCAACUCAAUCGCCUGCUCUGCAGUCCACACCUACACCUAUCGUUGAAGGCCACGAUGAAUCACCUGCAGUUCCAUCUAACCAAAUUCAAGAGUUGUAUCAACAAGGUGCUCAGCGUCAAGAGACUUCGGAACACUCACAGUCCCAGCAAAACCAUGCUCAUCCUCAACGGUCCUCGAGUUACUGGACUGUUAAUGAUUUGAAUCUUUUCCAAAAACUUUUGUCUAGUUAUGGUACUGACUGGGAAAGCAUUUCCAAGCACUUUAAAUCCAAGAGUGCUGUGAUGGCUAAAAACUGUUUUGGGAAAAACGCUGAAAAGCGCAGUUGGAUCAAGAUUGCAGAAGAUGCUGAUGACCGUAUCAGCAAAGGUCUUCCCAUGCCUCCUCCACCUCCCAUUUUGGAAGAUGAUAAUUCACAUCCAACUCGUCGUACUAGGAACAAGGGAGCUAUAGACCACCAGGCAGCUACUGCAGCUGCUGAAAAGCAACCGUCACCAGCUUUUGCGGUUUCUCUUCAUACUGAAGAGUCUCAGCCCACCAAGUUCGUUUCACCACCUCAACAGCCGGCUGCUGCUUUUGCAGAGGUUGCAUUAAUGAGUGCUUUAGAUAAGAAGAGACAGUCUCAAGUUCUUCAGUCUCCUAUUGUGGCUCAUGCCCAGGUACAACAACCUACUCCUGUACUACAGCAACCACCACCACAGCUUCAACCACCACCACCACAGCAGCAAUCGCAACAACAGAAGCAGCCUCGUGAUUUUAUUGCGCGCAUUCAAGUCAAUGACCAAAGCGCAGCAUUUGCAGAAGCUGAAAGACGUGCUAUAGCUCAGAAUGAAGCUCGUGCUCAAGCUGAGCUGCAAAUGCGUGGUCAAGCUGCACCGAAACCUGUCACUGGUUAUGUUUCUGGAGAUGCCCGUCAGCAUUUGGCUCAGCAGCGACAAUUCACUUUGAACUCUGCAGCUCAGCCAACUUCGCAGUAUUCAUACAAUACCCCUGCCCCUGCCCCAUCUCAUGUUUCUCCCAUUCAGCAGCUAUUGCAAGCUACGAGCGAGGAUACCAAGAAUAAUGAGACUCCUAGAGUACUGCCACCACUUUCUCAUUCGGAAAAGCCACCGCAACCAGUACCAUCAGUUGUCACAACGACAAUAGCACCCUCAUCCUCAACAUCUCCACAAACAGAAAAGAGUCCGCUUUACAAUCUUCCGCCGCCCACGUCGUUUGGUACCAAUUCCCGUACGACUGGAUUUUAUCUACCUAAGCCCAAAAUCCCAGGGGCUUAUGAGCAGCAGCAGCAGCAACAACAACAGCAACAGCAACAACAGCAGCAACAACAGCAGCAACAACAACAACAAGAGAAUGCACGGGCUCAGCUACAUGAGAUGGAACGCCUCAAAAAAGAGAAGGAGAAAGAGCAGGAAUUUGAGCGCCAGAGACAGGAAAGUCUUUUAAAGGCUCAACAGCUUCGGCAGCAGCAGCUGGAUGAACUUCAAAAGGAACAACAGCGUAAGCAGACGGAACAAAAUGAGAGGCUGAAGGAACGCAAGUUGGAACAAGAACGAGAAGAAAGACGGCUUAAGGAGGAACGCGAAUUGCAGCAGCGCCGAGAACAAGAAGCUCGCGAGAGAGAGAUUUUGUUACAAAAGCAGCGUGAAAACGAGGCCUACAUUCGUCAACAAAACUAUCAGCAACCGCUUUAUGGCACCAUCUCGAACGAGCGCGGUGCUUAUCCACAGCAAAAUGGUGGUCCUUUUGUUGCACGAACCAGCAUGCCUUCUUUGGCUAGUUUGUCUGAGGUUGCUGUUAAUGCCAAUGCGUAUCAAUCAUUACCGUACAGAAAUACGAGCCCAGCAGUUGCAACUGCAACAAUGCCUGCAUCAACAACCACAUCAACAACAACUUCUCAGCGCAAGAGCAGUACCAACUCUAUUUCCAACAUUUUGAACCCUGUUCAGGAUUCUGCAGCGUCUGAGCCCGGAACUUCAUCUGUACGAGCUACUGCUUUGCCACCAUUGCCAACCUCUGCCAAUAACAAUGGCAGUGGAAGUAAUGUCAGCAGCAGUGGCAGCACUUCCUCUGGCACUAAUGACAGACCAUGGUACGAUCCUGUUCGACAAGGAAACGCAUACUCUGCAUCACAAUUUGGCAAUAAGACUGCUCAGGCUGCUUACUUGCCUCCAUUGCAACCUCUUCCUUCACGUGCCAGCAUUGUUGACACACUUUCAAGUCGGUAUCCGCCUUUAUCUAGUAUUCGACAUUCACCUGAGGGCACAGCAACCCAAUUGCAUCCGGCAUCGUACCGCUCUGCACACAAUACAAGCCCGGCGUCAUUAUCCAACAUUUUAUCGCCUAGCGAAAGCACUACUCCAGUUUCCGCAGUGCCACCACAAGGUUCUUCUUCUGUGAACAUGUCUCUCAACAGUUCUAGUGGUAGUUUUUUGCCAAUGCCUCCGUCGCUUGGUAGUGGUGUGCGUGGCAGUGAUAGUAUUCGCCGGGCCGUAUCGCCGUCGACUCCAUAUGUUGCUUCUACCGGAGGGGCUCAAAUUCAUUCUCAUGUACACCAGCAGCAACAUCCGGCAUAUGCGAUACAGCAGCAGCAGCAGCAGCAACAACAAUAUGCUGGUGGCAUUUAUAGCAGUCACUACAGAUUUCCAGAUCAAGCUGUUGACCAAAGUGAUGCCUCUGCACGUGCGAGUUCUACAAUUGGGAGCGGAGCUGCUGCCUCACAGUCUUCCAUGUCUACGACACAAGGGAAUGCUAUCUCUGGGCUGGCAGCUCUUUUGAGCAGUAGUCCGCAUUCUUCUGCUGGGGGCCGGUUUGGCUACGAUUACACGUCUCGCGAGAGCAACGAGCGAGGGGGAUACCCAACCCAGUAUCCUCAUUCAUACCAGCAACAGCAGCAACAACAACAGCAGCCGCAGCAGUCGCAACAACAACAACAUCAUCCUUAUCCCUAUCCAUAUCAUCAUCAUCAGCAACCACCAAAGUAA